Molecule: messenger RNA, 2657 nt
Organism: Corythoichthys intestinalis (scribbled pipefish)
Lineage: Eukaryota; Metazoa; Chordata; Actinopteri; Syngnathiformes; Syngnathidae
Product: olfactomedin-like protein 2A
Exons: 8
Coding region: 115-2076 (653 amino acids)
Biological process (GO): signal transduction
Source: RefSeq, a predicted model, not a curated record
GUGUGAAAUGGAGCUGAAUUAGGGGCCCUUCACUUUACGGUCACUUAAAGGCUGAAUGCACUGACCGGCGGGUUGUAUUGCGUAUGAGCGUUCACGGCUGGACUCACGCGAGAGAUGAUGUGGAGGUACACGAAUUUGUUCGCAUGUCUGCUGGUCCUGUGUAAGGAUGCGACCUCACAGAGCAAGAUAUUUGGAGAGACAGAGCCAGUCCGUAUGGUGUCUGAGGGCUCCGACUGCCGCUGUAAAUGCAUCAUGCGACCUCUGAGCAGGGAUGCCUGCAUGCGGCUGCGGACCGGCAGUGUGCGCGUGGAGGAUUUUUAUACAGUGGAAACAGUCAGCUCGGGAUCCGACUGCAAGUGUUCCUGCACUGCGCCGCCGUCCUCUCUGAACCCUUGUGAGAAUGAGUGGAAGAUGGAGAAGUUAAAGAAACAGGCCCCUGAGUUAUUAAAACUCCAAUCGAUGGUGGACCUCCUGGAGGGAACCCUUUACAGCAUGGAUCUACUGAAAGUCCACUCAUACAUCAACAAGGUGGUGUCGCAGAUGAACACACUGGAAGAGACAAUCAAGACAAACCUAACACGAGAGAAUGAAUUUGUCCGUGACAGCAUGACGAGUCUUACCAACCAGUUUAAAAGAUAUGAAAAUUACUCCAACAUUAUGAUGAGCAUCAAGAAAGAAAUCUCCGGUCUCAGUCUACAGCUGCUUCAGAAAGACUCUUCUGACACCAAAGUUCAGCAUAAUAAUGAUGAAAAAACCAAGAGCGUAGUAAAGCCGCCCAACAAAAAGCCGCCAGUACCCAAGCCGCCUCCUAAACCUAAAGAAAAAGUCAUCAAGCCCAAGAAGGAGGUCACUAAACCUGUGAAAGCACUCAAGCCUGACCCUACGGCCAAAACUAAGGUGGUUGGCCACCAGCCAGGUGUGAUCCGAGGCAUUACUUAUUACAAGGCUGCCAAGUCUGAUGAGGAUGAGGUCAGAGGAGACAACCUAGCCAAAACAUACACACGGCAUCAUGUCACCGAAACCCAGUCUGAGGACGGCGGAGCUGAAAUGGUUCUCGAAACCAUGGAUGCGACACUUGCACAGGCUACUGCACCCAAUGCAUUUCCCACCAACAUAACUCCUGCCACCACUAGGACUGUUGACAUUAAUCCAACCACUACCAUUGCACCAACCGCUACAAUCAUCUCAGGCCAAAGCAUAGCAGCUACAGAAAGGCCUGCUCCCACUAUUGUGCUACUGCUGGACAACAGCAACAACAACAGUCGACCCACUCUCCACAGAGCAGGGAAAAUCCUUCACUGUGAAGGCACUCUAGCGUCAAUCGAUCAGCCAGAGAAGCAACACAGUUAUGGCCGCAAUGAAGGAGCCUGGAUGAAGGACCCGUUGGCCAAAGACUCUAAGAUUUACGUCACAAACUAUUAUUACGGCAACAAUCUGGUGGAGUUUCGCAACCUGGAGAACUUCAGGCAAGGUCGAUGGAGCAAUCUUUUCAAGCUUCCUUACAACUGGAUCGGCACAGGUCACGUGGUUUACAAUGGCGCCUUCUACUACAAUAGAGCCUUCACAAAGAACAUUAUCAAAUAUGACCUGAAGAUGCGAUAUGUGGCUGCCUGGACGCUCUUGCAUGAUGUGGUUUACGAGGACACCACACCGUGGAAAUGGAGAGGUCAUUCUGAUAUUGACUUUGCAGUGGAUGAAAGUGGACUGUGGGUGAUCUAUCCCGCCAUGGACUAUGACUACAACCAACAGGAAGUCAUCGUCAUCAGUAAACUUGAUCCGGGAGACCUGUCCUUGAAAAAGGAAACAACCUGGAGGACAGGUCUCAAGAGGAACUCUUACGGCAAUUGUUUCAUUAUCUGCGGUGUCUUGUAUGCUGUCAAUGUAUACAACCAGAAGGAAGGGGAAGUGCGUUAUGCUUAUGACACCCAUACCAACACAGAGGCCACACCACGUCUGGUCUUUACCAAUGAGUACUCGUUCACUACGCAAAUUGAUUAUAACCCCAAGGAGAAGGUUUUGUAUGCCUGGGACAAUGGCCAUCAAGUCACAUAUCGGCUCCACUUUGUCGACCAGUGAGAGCAGCGAUAAAUACAGUAAGCUAACGGCAUGCCUGCUGUUAUGGACCAGAAGUGCUCAGAAUUUGAUAGCUUCUUUGUCCCAAGAAGACCACUUCCAGUAACAAUGCAUGUUGUUAAACAGCUGACCUCACUAUGGACUGAACAGAGACUAUGGACAUAAUCUUACAGGUUGAGUUGAAAGUCAAUAGGCAGAGCUCAAGUAGAUACAGUAUAUUAUGUACAUUCAUGAAAUGUCAGCAGGCUGGCUAACUGAGUUUUUGUAGAGAGAAAAACAAAUACACACGUUGGUAAAACUAUGUUUUAACCCUUCUGUGAAAGAAAGAAAAAACUAAAAUUGGCAUGUCCUCUCACAGUAGGUCAUUGCAUGAAAAAACAAUUGCAGUGAUUUGUCAAAAACCUACUGUUUUGUCUUUAUGAAAGAAAUUCGCCAGGAAACGGUUUAAUCAAUAUCAGAUUACCGUAAUUCUCGUACUACAGGGUGUCCAUAAAGUCUCUACCAUUUCAAAAAUGUAUUAAAAAUGCAAUUGAUUAGAUAUUUUAUUCAGAUUUGUUCUAUUGUAUUCAGCGUUUAUUGAAGUU